Molecule: messenger RNA, 1956 nt
Organism: Nerophis ophidion (straightnose pipefish)
Lineage: Eukaryota; Metazoa; Chordata; Actinopteri; Syngnathiformes; Syngnathidae
Product: CD44 antigen-like
Exons: 8
Coding region: 219-1343 (374 amino acids)
Biological process (GO): positive regulation of ERK1 and ERK2 cascade; inflammatory response; cell adhesion
Cellular component (GO): plasma membrane; basolateral plasma membrane; macrophage migration inhibitory factor receptor complex
Molecular function (GO): cytokine receptor activity; hyaluronic acid binding
Source: RefSeq, a predicted model, not a curated record
GAAGCGCUCUUCCUCUUCUUGCGUGGGUGACGACAGCUGCUCUGCAUUCUAGACCGAAUAGAAAAGUUUGCAAAGUCUGAGUUCUCUGCAGCUGCCAACUCACUCACUCACACACACAUCAGUUUCCUUUUCACACAAGAAGCGCUCUCAUAGCUGAAGGAAGGAGGGAUCAGACACACCUUAACCUUCCAUCCAUCUCCAGACAAGGUUUACCCAAGAUGUGGACUCUUCUCUUGGGGGUCACCUUAGGACACCUGGCCUCCUGCAGGUCAGAGCAACUUCAAGUCAAUUCUCGCAGCUGCAGCUAUGCCGGGGUGUUUCUUGUCGAGGGAGAAGCUCGUCAUUUUCUGACCUUUGACAACGCUUUAAAGGUGUGCCAGCAGGAGCAGAGCGUCAUGGCAACACACGACCAAGUCAGACAAGCAUUUGAUCAAAAAAUGGAAACCUGCAGGCAUGGCUGGAUCAGCAACAUGAGCACUGCCAUUCUCAGACACACACACCAUGAAAACUGUGCAAUGAACUCAACCGGUUUCAUCCUCCACCCUCGCCAGGACCUGAACGAAUCGUUUGAUGCUUACUGCUUCGAUGAAACAGUGGGACCUGAGAUGAAUUGUGAUAAGGCGUUUGACAGAAGUCCAGAAAAACCUUCCCCAGAGCCUGGGCUACAGGUGUCCACUGCAGAGGAAUUAAAACCCUUUGAUGGAGUAACUGAAAUGACUUCACCGGGCACAGGAAUCACUCUAGAACCGGAGGCGGCUACCACGUCACCUGCAGUGGAGGACAGUUCACUCCAAUGGGAACACAAUGUCAGUGUCUUCUUCACCCAGACUCCUUGGGACGUGGAUCAGCCCACGGGAUCCGGUAUGCUGCCAACCUUGUCUGAGGGGGAAACAAUGACAACCAGUCCCCCUGGCGGAGAGACCAACCAAACACAGCUCCCUGUGGACAACAAGCAGGGUGACGCCAAAGUAGACCCUCCACAACAACCCCCUAACGGCAAGAAAAGGAUGAAUGACGUUCCACAGACCGAUCAUCGGGAGGGCAAUGAAUCAGGGAACUGGCUGGUCAUCCUCUGCGUUAUUGUGGCAGUAGCUGCUAUCUUCUUUGUGUGUGUGGCUGUUGCUAAAAGGAAGAGCUGGUGUGGCAAGAAGCAAACCCUGACGAUUACCUCCAAAGAGAGCGAGGGGAACGGAGCAGCGGGAGUCGUAGCAUCCAACUCCCAGGCCCAGGAGAGGGAGCAGGAAAUGGUGACCCUCAUGAGCAAGGAGAAGAUCCAGGAGAACGGCAACACAGAGGAGUUCACCGCCAUCACGCUAGAGGAGACGGCUGAUAAAGAGGUGUGAUGUCGGGCGGUUAAAUGGCGUUCUUAAUUGCUUUGGUGGUCAGCACUGGAUGGACACUCGGCGGGUGUUAGCACAUAGAUAUGUGUCAUGUAGAAUCUUAGCGAUGGCAUAUUGUUUCUCAUAAUAGUGAGGGUAGGCGGGGGGGAUGGGAAACAUGCGUAACUUGGGUGGGAGUGUGUUUGUGUGCCACUUUUUGUGUACAUGUAAUGUUUGUUUUCCACAAAAAGAUUGUUUGCUUUUUUGUUUUAUAUAAGGAAGUGAACCAAUCAGCCGAAAUGUGAGAAAACCCAAACUACGACAAUGGAAUUGAAUGAAAAAUCCUGUGUCAUAUCAAAUAUGAGCAAAACAAUCAAUAACAUAUUCUGUAUUUGUCCUGACAUUUCCUCUAGACCAGGGGUGUCAAACGUACGGCCCGCGAACAGGUUUUAUCCGGCCAGCGGGAUGAGUUUGCUCAGUAUUUAAACUGAGUCUGAAUUUUUGAAUGAAAGAAACCGUUGUUUUAAAUUUGUCCACUAGAUGUCGCAAUAGCAAUUCUUUGUAUCUUUGUAGAUCAGGGGUAGGGAACCUAUGGCUCUAGAUCAGGGGUAGGGAACCUAUGGCUCUAGAGCAGGGG